AUGCCUCAAAAAUCCUGGGCGAUCGAACGAGCAUCUUCAGCAGAGUCACUCAAGACUGCGCUCGGAUUAUUGAGUCAGGCCACCCUACAUAGUGGAGAAGAGAGUGGUUCAAGGUUGUCUUCGCUUAUCACCCGAGCGCAGUCGCUUGGAUAUGAUGUCGGCAGCCUGCCAACGGAGCUUGAGGACAUUGCGACAUUGUUCCGCGAGCAUGACGUUGAUGGCGAUGGAGUUCUGGAUCUGCGAGAGGUCAAAGUUUGUAUGAAAAGCAGAGGACACGAAGUCACCGACGAUGAAGUUCUGGAAUUCUGCAAGGUUCAUCAUGAAGAAAAAGGAAUUCAUCUUUCCAACUUCGAGCGAUUUGUCAUUGAGACGAAAGAACGGUCUCAGGUGAAGGUUCUUGUCAAAGAGAUAUUCAACAGUUUGGACGUCAACGGCGACGGAGUGCUGGAAGAGAGCGAGAUCGAACAAGCAACGAAGCAACUCAGGACCAAGUUCGCUGACCUUCACAUCAAGGCAUGCGAUCUCCUGAUCUCAGGGAAGGGCAUGCAGUCGAGUAUCCUGAAAGAAGCGUCGCAAACUGAUGAAUUGAGCCCGACGUCCCGCUGUCUCAACAAUGCGAAAGCUUUCCUGUCCAAGAAGAUUCAAAGCGUCAACGGAGGAGAGAAGCCGAGAGCCCCUGUUCUUGCCAAGCCGCCCGUUCAGGCUGAAGAGAAGCCAUCAGAGGCUGAGGCGUCUCCUGCUCUCCCCAUGGAGACGUUCACAUCUGAUCCCGACGAGGCGAGCGCGUCUGCUCCUCCUGACAAGAUGAGAGUUCGAGCCAUCUCCCCGCGCUCUCGCCGUAUCCUCGAAUCCCUUCCUGGCCAGUACAGGAAUGUGAUGAUCAUGCAUGGCAUAGCAGAGGAGAUGAAGCAGACACAGACGUCUGAGCUGCAACAGAAGCAGCGGAUCAAGGAGCUGAAGGAGCUUUUCGAUCACGUCGACCUCGAUCACAACGGGGCUCUAGACAUCAACGAGCUGCGCGAUGCUCUCAAGUCUCUGGGCUGCUACGUGAACGAGGACCAGCUCUUCUCUGUCUUCCACAAGCUCGAUAUCAAUCGCCAUGGCAGCAUCGACUUCGAAGAGUUCAGAAGUGUGAUGCAACUCUCCGAGGGAGAGAUCAAGGAGGUCUCCCAGGACUCUCUGAGCAGCCCCGAUCUGGUCAUGUUCAAACUUCAGAGCAUGAGACAAGAUUUGAAAACGACUAUCAGCAUGACCAAAGACGUGAUCGCUCAGACGUCAAGCCUUCUCGCCGAUCAGUUUCGAGGCAUGCCUGAGAAGAAGCUCAAAGAAAGAAUAGCUCUUGCCUUCUCCUCGUUCGACUCUUCUGGCGACGGUCUGCUCCAGCCUGCUGAAUUCAAGCUCGCGCUCAAGAGCCUCGGGCAGAACAUGUCGGAAGAAGAAUCCAAGGCGCUCAUCUCUCAGUUCGGGAGCAACGGGGUGCUGACGUUGAGUGACUUCGAGAAGAUGGUGAGAGAGCACCUGGCUCACGUCUGA
Guillardia theta CCMP2712 is the source of this 1533-nucleotide messenger RNA. RefSeq lists its product as hypothetical. Bases 1 to 1533 code for a protein of 510 amino acids. The transcript is spliced from 19 exons. Gene Ontology annotation, molecular function: calcium ion binding. The record is from RefSeq and is a predicted model, not a curated record. Lineage: Eukaryota; Cryptophyceae; Pyrenomonadales; Geminigeraceae.